This is a messenger RNA of Exophiala aquamarina CBS 119918, 954 nucleotides long. RefSeq lists its product as uncharacterized. Lineage: Eukaryota; Fungi; Ascomycota; Eurotiomycetes; Chaetothyriales; Herpotrichiellaceae. The record is from RefSeq and is a predicted model, not a curated record. The coding region runs from base 1 to 954 and encodes 317 amino acids. The transcript is spliced from 2 exons.
AUGCCUCACAAACACAAGAGAAAGAGAGACGAGGAUGAGUCAAACUUCGACCUGGCACCAACAUCACGCGCGCGAACCCUAUCUGUGCACCAAAAAUCCGAGUCGAUAUUCACCUCGGACCGCGACCGGAAAGAGAAGCUAGCCGAGAAGCAGCAACAGCGGAAGAGAAAGAGGAAUAAAUCUGGCAAGGGCGUCGACGAUGACACGCCGAAGGCCUUUGCGCGUCUCAUGGCAUUUCAGAAUGAAGGCAGGAGGAUCCCAAACGGCCUUGACGACGGCGUCAGAGAGAAGAAGGGCAAGGGGAAGGGGAAAUGGAAGGCAUCGCAAUCGAAGAAUACGGAGAAAGCGUCCCAGCCAGAUUCGAAUCCUUCAACAACGGCCCAGCCCGCCGAGAAAGCGUCAACUACCACUCCUGCCGCCGUCGCAGCAGCACCAAUACCCAAGAUCCUCCCUGGUGAGCGCCUCUCCGACUUCUCCCUGCGUGUCGACCAAUCGCUCCCCCUGACGGGCGUACCAAAGCACACUACACGAAACAACGUCCCGGGCCUGAACAUCAAAACCCCACUGACGAAACACAACAAACGGCUGGCGCGGAUGCAGCGGGACUGGCGGACGCAGGAGGCGAAGAUCCGAGACCGCGAGGAAGAAGCCGAAGACGAUCUCGCGGAGAAAAGGGAGGAAGAGGGCUUGCUGUGGCUGGGCGUCGAGGCUGGGAAGGCCCGCGGCAAGGGGAAGAAGAAAAAGAAGCGCGAGAUGGAGGAUGAGGCGGAUCCGUGGAAGGUACUAGAGCGGAAGCGGAGGGAGCAGGAGCGUGCUGAGCAGCUUGCGAAUGGCGGUGGAGCGUUGGUGGGUGGUGGUCGCACCGGGCAGAGCAGGGGCCUGAGCGCGAAAGAUACCGUCCAGGCGCCGCCGGUGCUGAAACCGAUCAAGAAUAUCUUUAAAGAGAGAACUUGA